Molecule: messenger RNA, 1669 nt
Organism: Panicum virgatum (switchgrass)
Lineage: Eukaryota; Viridiplantae; Streptophyta; Magnoliopsida; Poales; Poaceae
Product: ALA-interacting subunit 1-like
Exons: 10
Coding region: 187-1203 (338 amino acids)
Cellular component (GO): endoplasmic reticulum; plasma membrane; Golgi apparatus
Source: RefSeq, a predicted model, not a curated record
GGCUCUUAUCCUUGAGCAUAUAACCCGAUUCCGCCCAGCCCUCGCGAGUCUCAGUGCCUAGGCCAAUCGCCUUGUUUUAUUUGGGAAGUGAUUAAUCGCAAUUUUGUUGGGGCCGGGGAAUUCUGGGCGCCUGUGAGGCUGUGUCCCCCUAAGAAUUCCGUUCGUCGUAUCCGAUUGGGUUGAUAGAUGGAUCCAUUCGAAAUGCAGGAUAACUCGAAGAAAUCCAAUAAGCCCAAAUAUUCUAAGUUUACACAGCAGGAGCUUCCAGCAUGCAAACCACUGCUAACUCCAGCAAUUGUCAUUUCUGCCUUCUUACUGGUUGGCAUCCUAUUUGUCCCAAUUGGUCUUGCAUCACUUUCUGCAUCACAAGAGAUUGUGGAGCUGAUAGAUAGAUAUGAUACAAAUUGUGGGCCCAUCACUGACAAGGUUGGGUACAUUCAGGACUCUAAGACUAAUAAAUCAUGCACAAGAACUCUAACUGUGCCUAAGCAUAUGAAGAGCCCAAUUCAAAUAUAUUACCAGAUUGGUGACUUCUAUCAGAACCAUCGCCGGUAUGUGAAAAGUCGUAGUGAUAAACAAUUGCUGUAUAAGGAUGCUGCACACUUGACAAAAGAUUGUGAUCCUGAAGGUUAUAGUGCUGAUGGUGCUCCAAUCGUUCCAUGUGGCCUCGUUGCUUGGAGUUUGUUCAAUGACACAUAUACAAUUUCAGUCAACAAGAAAGCGAUUGAAGUGAAUAAAAAAGAUAUAGCUUGGCAGAGUGACAAGAACAAAAAAUUUGGCAAUGAUGUUUAUCCCAGGAACUUUCAGAAUGGAAAUCUUAUAGGUGGUGCCAAGCUAAAUGCGAGCAUACCUUUAAGCGAGCAAGAAGAUCUCAUUGUUUGGAUGAGAACUGCUGCCCUUCCGACUUUCAGAAAGCUUUAUGGCAGAAUUGAAACGGAUAUUAUGGCAAACGAUCAACUAACUGUUGUUAUACAGAACAACUAUAACACAUAUAGUUUUGGAGGGUCUAAAGCAUUGGUCCUUUCAACUACAUCUUGGAUUGGAGGCAAAAAUAAAUUCAUUGGUGUUGCAUAUCUGAUUGUAGGUGGCUUGUGCCUUUUUCUUGCACUGGUUUUCGUAGUUCUCUACAUGUUUAAGCCAAGGACUCUUGGAGACCCCUCAUUCUUGUCAUGGAAUAGAGAUACUCUGGACUAUCUAAACUAAUACGCCGGAAUCUGUUCUUUAUAUAAAUAGAAGAGCACUUCAAUGGAAGGAUCCAUUCGGCAUUUGGACUAUGCUGCAGAGUCUCAGUUUGUAUCUCGCAUUUGCUCACCUCAAAGAAUGACACUGCAGAUAAAGGUGGAAACAGUAUUACUCCAAUCCGGUACAGAUUUAUGUACAGAAAAAAAGAGAGCAAAAGUACUUGGCAACAAAAUGGAGUUGCCCUGGGCUAUUUUCAGUUCAAAAAAAAAAAAGUUGUCAUGGGCUAUCUAUUCAGUUCAAGGAAAGAAAGCAGAAGGAAAAAAGAGUGAGGUCUCACUCUCAUAACCCUGUUCCUUUUCAAAAAGAAAGAUUCUCUUGUACGGAUGUAUUUAUCUCGGUGCUAACUGAAUUACUGAACGAAACUGAUGAAGUGAAUAUUUCAGAUGAGAAAAGUUCAGAAAUGCCAUUGUUGCAUUUCUUUGGAUCA